Puccinia triticina is the source of this 1095-nucleotide messenger RNA. RefSeq lists its product as uncharacterized. The transcript has a single exon. Bases 1 to 1095 code for a protein of 364 amino acids. The record is from RefSeq and is a predicted model, not a curated record. NCBI's taxonomy places the organism in Eukaryota, Fungi, Basidiomycota, Pucciniomycetes, Pucciniales, Pucciniaceae.
AUGAGAAAGAACUUUUUCCUUCUUUCAACUUGGUUGGCGUUUCUCGUUGUGAAGAACGAGUGCGGGUGGCUCAACUGGGCACCGCAGAACCCGGGGGGCGCGCACGUCAGCGAGUUUGAGGCCUACUAUCAAGGGCUGGACAUGUCUCACUUGGCAUUGGACCAAGACGACCGCAUUUAUGGACCGCGCCACUUUCAGGACCCGGAGUUGACUCACUUGCCAUUGCAAGAAGUUGUUUUAGGAGCGGCCGAACAUCGGAAGCCGAAGAUGUCCCUUGAUUUUUCGGCCAGGUAUCCCCACUUAAUGCGGGAAGAAAAUCCGGCUGGUACCUCGCACAAAGGGGCUAUCGCGGGCCCCUCUGAUGAAGAAGGUUGGACAAAUUUCUACAACCCGGCUGGUACCUCGCACAACGGGGCUAUCGCGGGCCCCUCUGAUGAAGAAGGUUGGACAAAUUUCUACAACCCGGCUGGUACCUCGCACAACGGGGCUAUCGCGGGCCCCUCUGAUGAAAAAGGUUGGACGAAUUUCGAAAACCCGGCUGGUACCUCGCACAACGGGGCUAUCGCGGGCCCCUCUCAUGAAGAAGGUUGGACGAAUUUCCACAACCCGGCUGUUACCUCCCACAACCGCGAUCUCGCAAGCCUCAAUAAGUCAUUCUGGAUGAUCACCGAGUCUGGUGAUAUCCGUAGGCUUGAUGGCCUCCAUCCUGAUGAACUCCGGAUAUCCAGGGUCGGGUCCAACCGAUUGUCGACGGCGCAGAAGGAAUCCCCACCUGUUGACCUUAGUUUGAGCUACAAUGGUGACUGGAAAGCUUCCGGGGGGGAGAGAUAUAUAACAAUGGUGAAUCAAUCGGCCGAUUCAGUCACCUAUAUCCUCCAAAUUACCCUCGACAGAAGGUCCCAGUUAUCUUUGCCAAGAACGCUGGGCCCCCGGAAGGGUGAAAAUAUUAGGGCGAACGUUUUCCACCGACUGAAGGUGGGAAACAGUCGGUUAUUAAAAUUACGUGCUUGGUCAGGCGCGCAACACGGACUGAUGGACCAAGAACAUAGAUACGUGUAUGGCGGAACAAUCGACUACUUCGACGUCUCCAGCUAA